Scheffersomyces stipitis CBS 6054 is the source of this 1074-nucleotide messenger RNA. RefSeq names its product histone H4. The transcript has a single exon. The coding region runs from base 1 to 1074 and encodes 357 amino acids. NCBI's taxonomy places the organism in Eukaryota, Fungi, Ascomycota, Pichiomycetes, Serinales, Debaryomycetaceae. The record is from RefSeq and is a predicted model, not a curated record.
AUGGCUAAAGAAGAUAACUUUAUCGACCCUAACAGCGAAGUUGGGAAGCAAUUGCAGAAACUCAAAGAUGAGUUCAAGCAAGAGCUAUUGGUUCAAAGCGCCAAGUAUGACGCGUUGAUGGAAGCUAUGAAAGCUCAAAGCUCCUCUGGCGUACCUCCACCCCAGAUAAACAAACUGGAGGAUCGGAAUGAAGAAAUAAGGAAGGAUGCGAAGAAAGAUUCAGAGCUAGCAGCAACAGCCUUCAAAGGAAUUGUUCCGCUUGCGAGAAAUAUUGACGCUAUUACCAAAUGGGAAAAAGCCUUCUUAAAACUCUUCCGAAGAUACGGUGGCUUACAGAAAAUAUGGGAUGAAGACUUAGGACAUGAUUCUAAAGACUUCAAUAUUAAGAACAUCCCAUGGCAUGGUAAAGAAUUGGAAACAUUCAUACACAGAUUGUCCGAUGAAUUGAUAUCCAGAAUAAUUGAUAUUAAUGAAAAGGCAUUCUCUGAGAUAGAUGAAGUGAAUUACGAAACAGAUUUAAAGACUAUGUAUAUCUUUGUAAAGACUUACAAGAUGGAGAACCUUCCACAUAGAAUUGGACAGGUAUUGACUUACCUUAGGUACACUGGAGAUUUUAGAACGGAUACCGACAGAGCUGUUGAUGGCCUUCUGCACAUAAAACAAUGGGUUGAAGGUACCAACGAAGAAAUUCUAGAUUUCUUGUGCAAGAUGAAACUAUAUUACAUCAUUGUAUUUGAUAGGUACCUAAACGAAGUCGAAACACGCAACAUGUUUUAUAAAUCUCUUGCUUGGUUCUUUCAGGAACACAAAAAGGAUGGUAAAACACCAACAAUUGAUGACGUUAUCCAGCGCAUGAGAAACCAUCACGACUACGAGCCACCAGACUCUCUGGACAAAAGAACAAUCGAAAGCUUGAUAAGCGAAAGGAUUAAAAACGCCCAAGAGAGGGAAAAGACCAAAUCCAAUGGAAAUAGAGGAAGCUUUGCAAAAUCCCACACCACAGGUGAAUCACACGAUGGUAAUAAGCUGGGAUUCAAGGGCAAAACCUCCGGUGCUAAACGCCACGGGCAAUAA